AUGUCUUCCGACCAAGCUGUGUCUGGUUACGGCGUUCUGUAUGGGCCUGGGCCAGGCCCAUGCCCUGGCCCUGUCGUGCCCCCAGCUUCCCGAACGUCCAAACGCAAGUAUGGAAGCCCCUCGGUUCGCAAAGACACCCAACUGCUUUUGUCCAAAAAUGCACGUUUGUCGCAGGCGUGCGAUCGGUGCAGAAUGAAAAAAAUCAAGUGUGACGGUGCCAAACCGUCGUGUUCCGCCUGCACCAAAGUCGGCUUCAAGUGCCGGCACAGCGAUAUGCUUUCCAGAAGGGGCACACCAAAAAACUACACGGAAUCUCUCGAGAAAGAAGUCGUGCGUCUGCAAAAACUGCUCGACGAAACCCAAAACUCGUCCCCGGCAGCAGUGCCAGUGCCAGAGCCCGCAAAAUGCCCUGUCAAACAGACCACUGCCAGCAAAGCAAAAUCCAGUCCUUUCUUUGAGCUGCCCUUUAUCAACGACACGUUCCACCUCCAUGAAAAUCGCGUCACCAGCGAUGGUCAGUUCAUCGGUCAUGCCACCUGGAACGUGUUGACCAGUUCCACCUCAGAUCUGUCAAUGGACGUGCUGCCCAACGAAGACGACUGGCUGUUGCGGUAUUUGGUGCGUCAAUUCCAGCUUUCUCAAGAUCGCAUUCCUGCUGUGUUACUAUCCAAGUUCCAAAAUGACGCCAUUUUGUGUGGCAAACGCAUUCAAAAGUGCACCACGCAUUUCCUUGAAACUUCCAUGGCUCUCAUCCCAAUUCUCAAUUCCGCAUCCUGGAGCAAUGACCUCGCCAGGAUUCCUCACACUAAAGUGGUUCACCCUGCGGUUUUGUUAGCUAACUUGCUGAUAUGCCAGUGGAAGUGGUCAUGUUUCAGCGACGAUUCCCUUUUCACAGCAACCAAAAUCGUUUGUCUCAACUCCUCGCAACCUCUACUUCGGCUACAAACCCUCUUAUUGGCCGCAUUCUACUUCAUGGGCACUUCCGGUGCUACUUUGUUGACCAAGUGCUCAACAGCACCCUUCGCAUCGCACUUGCUCAAAAUCGCAUAUGCAGAAAUGGUUAACUUGGGGCUUUACAUCAAUAGUCAUCGCCUUACUCCGGUGCAAUCACACGUCGCACUCAAUCACACCGAGAGAUUGACCACGUUUUGGUGCUUCCAGUUUUUGGACUCUUGGUGGACGUUAAUUCAGGGAGCUCCCAAGACCAAUUUCACUAGCGACGAAUUCUUGCCGCCGAAACUAUCAGCGCUUGGUAAUCCCAGGCUCAAACCUUUUGAACUGCUGCUAGAUUUUGUUUUUGGUUGUCUUGAUGGUUGUAACUUGUUAAAAGCCGUUUCUCAGGGCGCAAACACCUAUAUGGUAUAUUUGCUGGAAACAUUUCGCAAGCAACUUGUACAUUUCAACCUUUACCACGGCUUGACAGAUCACGAAGUUCAUGCUUUGUCCACGCUAGGAACGAAACUAGACCAGCCCUUGUCGACAGAAAUUCAGAUAACGCUCUACUACCUUGUCGUUUCCCUUUUCACACACGCUCAGUCCUUCGAAGUGGUGGUCACUAAGAGAGUAACCUUUGAAUCAGACCAAAAGGACAAUCUGGAGCUCAAAGACGAUACGGACUUUUCCGUGAAAAAAUCGGACCUUCGGAAACACAUCUCGAGGACCUUGAUAAGUCAAAGAGAUAACGCAUAUGAGAUUUUAACCCUUUACUACCUUGUGAUGGUAGAUAUUGGUGAUUCCAAAGUCAUGUCGCCGGUACAACUGAAAACACUGCACUUAUUGCCCUGCGAUAAUCUUUCUCUGCUGAAAGUUUGCUUGGGGACUUUGGCUUCAUGGGCAUCCUCCAAGUAUGCGAAAGAUGAACCUGAUUAUGAGCUCACGUUUAACAAAUGUCAGUGCAUCGUUCAAGCUUGGUGCAAUAUUUGGUAUUUUGACGAAACCGAAGACGAGCUGGUGACGCGGCUACAGAAAGUGUUCCAAUUUACAUUGUCAAUAGCACCACAAAAGGAAGGGCAAGUUAUGGACAAGCUGCUGUAUCUUCACUCUGCGAAAUUGCAGUAUAGGCGGGCACUCAUGCAAAAUCAAUAUGGCGACACAUCUAUUAACGGUAAUGUGGAAGAGCCUUUCAACAACAUAUAUGGUGUUGAUAACAUGGCGAUGCGAGUACCUACUUUAGAGACCAUAAACGCACUUUUCAAUCCUCUGGCAAUGCAAGAAGAGGACGAAGGCUAUGCGGAAGAUGAUGAUGAAGACGACGAACCAUUUUUGGAAUUGCCACUCUUCAAGAGAAGACAACCCUUUCAAAAGCAGGUUAUAGCUCAGCCUCAGCAACCUCCACAACCUCAGCAACAACGGUCCAGCUCUUUGUUCGACCAUCGCCAACCGGGACCCAUUCCCAGGCGCAUUUCUGGGGACGGCAAACAACAAUCCGACGAGCUUAAUGCCCUACCUAAAGAAGAUGAUUCGAUAAAGGGACGCAUAGGAUUUGGCGAGAAAUGGCCCAACGAACAUUAUUUGCUUGUGCAAGAUCUCCAAAAGCCUUCUCCGGCUGUAGGAACACCUCGAUCCCUGGCAGAUCUCUUAUGUCCAAGCUCAGAAGUGUCAAUGCCGACGAAGCUCAACGAUAGUUCUAAUCUCUCGAUAACGUGA
Messenger RNA from Lachancea meyersii CBS 8951, 2646 nucleotides. The record is from the annotation of a GenBank genome assembly. Lineage: Eukaryota; Fungi; Ascomycota; Saccharomycetes; Saccharomycetales; Saccharomycetaceae.